AUGCACACAUCAUGUCUUGUGGUGGUGUGUCUGAUACAACUGCAGAGUGUCCAUUUGUGUUUGUGCUUCUGUUACGCAAGUCUGCAUACUCUCCCUACUCCUGGCGAAAAUCAAUCCUUGUUCCCUCCCCAUGGAGCAUGGAACAUAUACAUCAGCAAUUCAUGUUCACUCCUUAAAUGGUCAUUCAGAGAAGCAUGUAGCCUGCUGCAAAAUAUAGUAAAUCCUAUCUUGUUAGCGUGGCUGCGGGUGGAGACGGAGGCUAGGCGCGGCUCCCCCGGAAGAAGACCUUCUGCCACAAUGCCAUCACCGUGCACGGGCACCAGCAUCCUCACGGCGGCACCCAGCCUCGACGAACCCUCUUGCUCUUCCUUCCGCCAUCAUGGUGGUGGUGUCCGUGGAGGGCAUCGGGUUGCGGGCAGCUUAUAUUGCAUACCUCAAUGA
This is a messenger RNA of Triticum turgidum subsp. durum (durum wheat), 441 nucleotides long. The record is from the annotation of a GenBank genome assembly. Lineage: Eukaryota; Viridiplantae; Streptophyta; Magnoliopsida; Poales; Poaceae.